This is a messenger RNA of Microthlaspi erraticum, 1278 nucleotides long. Lineage: Eukaryota; Viridiplantae; Streptophyta; Magnoliopsida; Brassicales; Brassicaceae. The record is from the annotation of a GenBank genome assembly.
AUGGAGGAUCAAAAGCAGACGAGUUUUACUUUUGAGAUGGAUAACUUCUCCGACAAGGAAUGUUUCGUAUAUUCUCCAAAAUUCUCAAGCGGCGGCUGCGAAUGGUUUGUUAGGGUUUAUCCCAAAGGAUAUAUUGUUGAUGAGCACUUGUCUCUCUUCCUCUGUGUUGCGAAUCCUAAAUCAUUGCGACUUGGAUGGAAAAGACGAGCAAGUUAUACCUUCGCUCUGUUGAAUGAAUCAGGCAAAGAGCUCGUCAGAACAACGGAAUCGUCGUUAUACUGCCAAUUGUUCUGCGCUCAGUUCUCAGCAUGGGGAGUUGUCACUGGUAAUGAGACGUUCGAUUAUUAUGGUUUCCAAAUUCUUAAUUCACAGGUGGUUUCAGUGGGCGAGCUCUUCACAAAACACCCUGACAUUGAUGCAAAUUUCAGACCAAAGAACCAAUUGGCCAAGACAACAUACAUGAAUCUCCUCCUCGGUCUCAUAGAGACACUGGACAAGCCUCCACAUAGCAUCACCGACACUGAGCUAGGCAACGCUCAGAAUGACUUGAUCGAGCUAACAGAUCUAGCCGGAUUCAAGCUAGACUGGUUGAAGAAAAAGUUUGAUGAGGUUUCCUUGGAGAGGAAGAAACCAAAUGGUGGUGAUGAUACUCAAGUCCAAGAACAUAUCAAGAAUCUCAACCUUGAACUGGAAAAGGAGAAGGUCAAGUCUGCUACUUAUGCUGCUAGAGUAUUGUCGAUGGAGAAGACUGUCUCGGAUCUCAACGAUGAGGUGUUGAAUCUUAAAGAUGAGCGGAACAAGGAAAAGGGCAAAUCUAAUAAUUAUGCUGCUAAAGUUUGGUCUAUGGAACAGACGGUGUCGGAUCUUAAAGAUGAGCUGGACAAGGAGAAGCGCGAAGCUGUUGUUAAAAUUGUGGGUCUUAAAGAUGAGGUGUCGGAUCUUGAACAUGAGGUGUUUGAUCUUGAAACUGAGCUGAACAAGGAGAAGGGCAAAUCUAAUGCUUGUGAUGCUAAAGUUAUGUCAUUAGAACAGACGGUGUCGGAUCUUAAAGAUGAGCUGGACAAGGAGAAGCACAAAUCUGCUGCUAAAGUUCUGUUGUUAAAUAAGACAGUGUCGGAUCUUGAAGAUGAGCUGAACAGGGAGAAGGGAAGAUCUGCUGAUGAAGUUUGGUCAUUGGAGCAGACAGUGUUGAAUCUCAGAGCUGAGUUGAACAAGGAGAAGGCUGCUGCUUGCUCUUGGGAAGUAUUGGAUUACGAGGAUCUCCCUAAUGAUAAGUAG